Molecule: messenger RNA, 1045 nt
Organism: Synchiropus splendidus (mandarinfish)
Lineage: Eukaryota; Metazoa; Chordata; Actinopteri; Syngnathiformes; Callionymidae
Gene: exosc8
Product: exosome component 8
Exons: 10
Coding region: 29-928 (299 amino acids)
Biological process (GO): U1 snRNA 3'-end processing; U4 snRNA 3'-end processing; nuclear polyadenylation-dependent mRNA catabolic process
Cellular component (GO): nuclear exosome (RNase complex); cytoplasmic exosome (RNase complex)
Source: RefSeq, a predicted model, not a curated record
UCGCCAACCCGCGUGGACCGAUCCAAACAUGGCGGCUGGGUUUAAGACUGCAGAGCCUCUCGAGUACCACAGAACCUUCCUGAAAGAAAACUGUCGACCAGACGGACGGGGCCUGUUCGAGUUCAGAACCACGAUAUUAAACAUAGGAUCGAUAUCCACUGCAGACGGCUCCGCGCUCGUGAAAGUGGGAAACACGACCGUCAUAUGUGGAAUCAAAGCGGAGCUGUCAAACCCCACGGCGGAGCGCCCGGCGCAGGGCUUCAUUGUUCCCAACGUGGACCUGCCACCCCUGUGUUCCUCACAGUUCCGUCCGGGACCUCCAGGAGAACAGGCACAGGCUGCGAGCCAGUUCAUGGCCGACAUAAUUGAGAGCUCUGAGGUGAUACUGAUGGAGGAUUUGUGUAUUGAAAGAGGAAAGCUAUGCUGGGUCCUCUACUGUGACCUGCUGUGUCUUGACUACGAUGGCAACCUUCUUGACGCUUGCGUGAUUGCCCUGCUGGCUGCUUUGAAGAACAGUAAACCACUCAAAACACAGUUGUCUAGGAAAUGUGUCGCUUCUCAAAAUGUCCACUUUCCAACAGCUAGGAUCCCUGAAGUCAGCGUCAACAAAGAAACAAGUUCACCUGAAGUCGACUCAAAAAAGAAACGUGGAUUGAAAAUUCAGAGAUGCCCCAUUGCAACCUCCUUUACCGUAUUUGACAACUCCAUAGUGAUCGCAGAUCCAACAUUAGAGGAAGAAUGUUUGUCGACUGCCCAACUCACUGUUGUCACGGAUGAGGAUGAUCAACUCUGCUCUCUACACAAGCCUGGUGGUACAUCACUGUCGGGACAGAAACUGCAGGAAUGUAUCAACGCAGCGACAACACGACAUGAAGAGAUCCAGAAACUCAUGGAUAAAGUCUUCAACAGUGUAAAACCACCACAAUAAAGGAUGUCACACAUAGUGUUUUGGAUCUAAAAGCUGUAUUUCCACUGUCAAUAUAUAUUCUUUUUUUAAUAACAAUAAAACAGACAAAGGUGGUUUAAAAAUGUUUUUCAUGAAAUG